CACCUAUUUAGAAUUCAAGACCAGCUCAACGAGAAGCUCUCAUCUUCCAUCAGCUACUACACGACAACCACAUGCAUUCAUAUCUCAGUAUACGGCUGCAAUGAUGCAUGUGUUGAUGUGUAUCAUACCUACUUGUACUCCGCGCCUUUUGUUUUUUCGUGUAGCCCUUCAUCAAUUAAAGCCUUAAAAGUUCUUCCAACUCCACACUCUAUACACAAAAAAAAACCUCCACAUAGUGUAUAUAUAUGCGCACCAACACUGCUAUCUGCGUAAUAGGCACCUUCUUCUUGAGUCUUUUGCGCCUGUGCGCAGGCUCCAAGGGCAAUGUCCAGCCCAACUUUUUAUCCUGCGUCGACACAUGCACACGAACCGAAUGCCCAACAGCUGAACUACCUCUUUCGCUACGCCUGACAUUAUGGGAUUGUCCAGAAAACUGCCGGUACAAUUGCAUGCAAGGGAUUACCGAUCGUGCCAUUGCCAAUGACGCCCCUGUAUAUCAAUACUAUGGGAAAUGGCCUUUUUACCGAGUGUUUGGCAUUCAGGAACCUGCCUCCGUCUUGUUCUCGAUCGGCAAUGGCUAUGUCCACUAUUACUAUUACAAGAUUCUACGACGCGACAUUCCCAACGCAUACUACUUGAAACCCUACAUGCUCGUGUUUUCUAUGGUGGGCAUUAACGCUUGGAUAUGGAGCACAGUCUUUCACGCCAGAGAUUUCCCCAUCACGGAAAAACUCGACUAUUUUUCGGCCGGUUUGUUUAUCCUGUACUCAUUGUACUAUGCGCUCAUUCGUCUAUUCCAUAUCCGCAACCAAGUCGUGCUACGGCUCCUGUCGGUGGUCGUGACAGCCAUGUUUUUAGCGCAUAUUUCGUACCUGUCGUUCUAUACAUUUGAUUAUGGAUACAACAUGAUGGCCUCUGUUGUCGUUGGGAGUUUAGUGCUCUUGCUAUGGGUUGGAUGGACGAUUCUGCAGUACACUAAGGAAAAGAACAAACAUCGUCGGUCCUAUGCGUAUCUGGUGAUUCUCUCGGUGGCAGGCACAUCGGCGGCUAUGGCAUUGGAAUUGUUCGACUUCCCUCCCUUUUUGCGUGUGUUUGAUGCUCAUAGUCUGUGGCAUUUCUCCACAAUUCCUCUGAUGACACUCUGGUAUCGGUUUGUGUUGCUGGAUACGCCCAAUGAGAUGCGAAUUGGAAAAUACUAGAUUUUACUCGUACCUUUUUUUUUAUUUAUUAAAUUGAUAAAUUAUAAUACCCAAUUUUUCUAUCUUUAUAAGCUA
Messenger RNA from Zychaea mexicana, 1274 nucleotides. Its product is annotated as Per1-like protein. Gene Ontology annotation, biological process: GPI anchor biosynthetic process. The transcript has 2 exons. The record is from RefSeq and is a predicted model, not a curated record. Lineage: Eukaryota; Fungi; Mucoromycota; Mucoromycetes; Mucorales; Lichtheimiaceae. Bases 246 to 1199 code for a protein of 317 amino acids. Gene Ontology annotation, molecular function: hydrolase activity, acting on ester bonds. Gene Ontology annotation, cellular component: endoplasmic reticulum membrane.